CAAACAUUCAGCAAACAUGGCGGUGUCCUUGAGCGGCUCAGGCAGCGUGAGGCUCCUGGGUGCUUUAACCAGGGCCGGAUCAUUAUUCAGCUCCUCUGGAAGCAGAAGCCUCCAUGUUACUUCAGUGUGCUGCAAGAAUCGAGCUGCCCGUAUCCGAGUGGGGAAAGGAGACAAACCUUUGACCUAUGAGCAAGCACUUCACCCUCAUCACAUUGGUCAUCGCAAGGGAUGGCUGUCGCAGCAUACCAGUAACCUCAAAGGAGAAGAGGGAGCAGCUGAACGUUCUGUAGAGGAUGUGUUCGUAAGGAGGUUCAUAUUUGGGACCUUCCACGGCUGCCUGGCAAAUGAGAUUGUGAUCAAAAGACGCGGCAACUUGCUCAUCGUGUGCGCUUUAAUGCUACAGAAGCUCCCGCCGCAGAAGUUCUACUUCUUAAUUGGCUACACAGAGUCACUACUGUCGCACUUUUACAAAUGUCCCGUCAAACUAGAGAUUCAGACCCUGCAGGAGAAAGCUGUGUACAAGUACCUCUGAUGAAUCUGCUUUAAAACAAUAUAUAAAUGUAUGAUUGUGUUCCCUUCUCCAUUCCCGUUGAAUGAGUGUGGCCACCCGUUUCCUGUUUUCCCCAUUUCAAUUAAAGCUUCAAAAUGAAAGAAAA
Molecule: messenger RNA, 656 nt
Organism: Limanda limanda (common dab)
Lineage: Eukaryota; Metazoa; Chordata; Actinopteri; Pleuronectiformes; Pleuronectidae
Gene: mrps24
Product: mitochondrial ribosomal protein S24
Exons: 4
Coding region: 17-532 (171 amino acids)
Biological process (GO): translation
Cellular component (GO): mitochondrion
Source: RefSeq, a predicted model, not a curated record